UGAGAUUGAGAGAGAGAGAGAAAGGACAGCUUGGUGAGAGAAGGAGCUGGUUGGGUUGGUGCUUUUGAAGUGUUGCUGUUGAAAAUUUUCAGUUUACAUGAUAUGAAGAUCAGGAGGUAAAGAAGAGAAGCAAGCAAACACACAUAUGUUUGAUGGAGCACCAGAUCACCAGUUCCACCAGUGGAUAGCCUCAAGAACCACUCUCCCUAGUCUUUCUCCCUCAUUCCCAGUACCCCAUGCCUUUUCAUCUCCUAAUAUUUUCCCUUCCUAUGAUCAUUAUGAUCCUUCUCUUUCCCUCCCACCAAACCUUUUGCACCCAUUGCACCAGCAAUCUCCCACCCACAAAUUAGAUCAUCAAGAACAGAAACAAGAAAAUAACUUGGUGUCCAUGAAUUUAGACACUGAAAGACAGAGAUCAUUACCGGACCCAAUCGAAUCAUGGGCUAACGAAGAAGUUCUUGCACUGUUGAGAAUCAGAUCUGGCAUGGAAAAUUGGUUCCCGGAGUUCACUUGGGAACAUGUCUCAAGGAAGUUAGCAGAGGUUGGGUUCAAGAGGAGUCCUUCGAAGUGCAAGGAGAAGUUUGAAGAGGAAAGUAGAUACUUCAAUGACAACAUAAACUACAACAAAAGCUACAGAUUUCUCAGUGAGCUUGAGGAGCUAUAUCAGGGUCAUGAUCACCAAAACCCUCGGGUUGGGGCCGGAAAGAACCAAAGGAUAUUGGAAAAGCCAAGUGGAGGAGAAGACAACUUGGGGCAGAGUAAUUUGGAAGUGGAUUCAAGAGAUGGAACAGUUGGAAAUAAGAGAUUUGAGGAUAGUCAUCAUGAGAAUCUUCUGGAAAAAUCAAAGCGAAAAAAGAGAAAAAGGAGGAAGAAGUUUGAGAUGCUCAAGGGUUUAUGUGAGAAAAUUGUGAUCAAGAUAAUGGCUCAGCAAGAGGAGAUGCACAACAAGCUUCUUGAAGAUAUGGUGAAGAGAGAUGAAGAAAAGGUUGCCAAAGAAGAAGCUUGGAAGAAACAAGCGCUGGAUAGGAUGAAUAAAGAGCUUGAAAUUAUGGCAAAUGAACAGGCUAUUGCAGGAGUUAGACAGGCAACAAUCAUUGAGUACUUCAAGCAACUCACAUCGAGUUCUUUAGGAAGCCAUUGCGUUGAAGAGAGAGCAGCACUACUUGUACAUGAGUCUCUCAAGGUAACAACGAGUUCAAAUUCAUAUCCUUCCAGUUCUUCAUGUUCCUUAAUUCAAGCACCAAACCAUAAUCAUAGAUCCCUUUCAACCCAAGUGAACUCGAUCACACCCACUUCCAUAACCAAAACCCUAUCUCAUCAAAACACUAGUCCAGCUCUUUCCCCAAACACUCCAGAUGUACCCACUUCAUCUUCUCUUCCCAUGGCGUCCCGAAACCCUAAUUCUAUAAACACCCAAAAAAACCCACUUACACUCAUUUCAACUCGGACACAGAAGGUCUCCCAAGACUCCAUAACCAAUGUCAAAGAUAACCAUGGAAAGAGAUGGCCAAGAGAUGAAGUUUUGGCACUUAUAAACAUGAGGUGCAGUACUCAGUACAAUAAUAGCAAUGGUGGUGAUCAGGACAAGGAAGGAAUUGCCAAGGCUCCUCCUCUAUGGGAGAGAAUCUCACAAGGGAUGCUGGAGUUGGGUUACAAGAGGAGUGCAAAGAGGUGCAAAGAGAAAUGGGAGAACAUAAAUAAGUAUUUCAAGAAAACCAAGGAUGUUAACAAAAAGAGGUCCCUUGACUCUAGGACAUGCCCUUAUUUUCAUCAAUUGAGUACCUUGUACAUGAGUCAAGGAACGUCACAAGAAGUUGCAGCACCUUCCGAAGGGCCUGAAAACAUCUUGACUACGUAAUAAUUCACCGGAAAACCACUUGGGUUCACCGGAGGUCGGCCUCAUUAAUAUUUCUUCCCAAGGCGUGUCUAGCUAGUUAUUCAACAACGUACAUUGCAAGUUGCUGAUCAUGAAGAGCGCAGGUGAUCAGAAAAAUAUGGCCGUUAGAAGUACGUACAACCUUUCGAUUUCGAUUUUGUGUGGGAAUUAUAUAUCAUGCAGUAGUACUAUAGUACUGGCCGGUGAUAAUUAAUGAUACUAAUAAGUGGUACACUUUCUUCCAAUAAUAUUUCGUUUAUAUAUAGUA
Molecule: messenger RNA, 2144 nt
Organism: Juglans microcarpa x Juglans regia
Lineage: Eukaryota; Viridiplantae; Streptophyta; Magnoliopsida; Fagales; Juglandaceae
Product: trihelix transcription factor GTL2-like
Source: RefSeq, a predicted model, not a curated record